Molecule: messenger RNA, 8300 nt
Organism: Cyphomyrmex costatus
Lineage: Eukaryota; Metazoa; Arthropoda; Insecta; Hymenoptera; Formicidae
Product: telomere-associated protein RIF1
Exons: 16
Coding region: 270-8300 (2676 amino acids)
Biological process (GO): telomere maintenance
Cellular component (GO): nucleus; chromosome, telomeric repeat region
Source: RefSeq, a predicted model, not a curated record
UGGGAAUCGUGCAGACGGUGCAGCGUACAUAUGCUUACAGUAUACGGACAUUAUACAAUACAGGAGAGCACCGCAGUAAGCUCUGGAGGCUUCGAAGUGCCGGUGAGCGUCGGACAUAUUCGCUCUCCUCCAUCAACGAAAACUUUCAUCCAGGUGUGGAAAUCAGCGCGAACGGAACGAAUUGGGAAGUGGACGAGCAUUACGAGGAGAGUCGCGCCGGUUCGCGCGCAUGGUGUGAGAUGAAUAGUCAUCGGUAAUCGGACUGCUGCAUGGAAAACAGGAAAAGAAAAGGAGAUAGACGCGACGAGAUGGCCGCGACCUCGAGUGCGACCUUUCAGAAAAUGCUGAAGGCGUUGCAAGAUAAUGACAAUGCCAGGGGGAAGCGGGAGGCUUUGUUUUACAUUACCAGUCACGCUAGAAAAUUAGAGACCAGUGGUAUUAUUAAAGAAGAAUGGUACAAGGAUUUGUUAAGACUGAUUAUAGAAUCAUUCUUAAAGAGCGAUGGAACCGAUCAACCUGAGGCAUUGACAGCAUUCAAUACCAUUAUGUAUGAGUUUCGUGCACACUCUUUAAAUCUUUUUGAAUCAAUGCUACAAACUAAUUUAAAGAUAAGAUUAAUGAUAUUUGCACAGUUAAAGGGACUAGAUGACAAUGUUAUUUCUGCAGCUGUUAAUGAUGGACAAGCUCUAAAUUUUUUUAAGAGCUGCUUCAUUAAUGUACAGCCUACUUUAAUGGAAUGGUUAACACCAACAGCAUGUGUGGAUAACUUGCAAAUGUUGAUAAAGAUUGAAAAACAGAUUGAAGACUCAAAUGAACCUAAGCCAGAGGAAGAAGUAAAUUAUGGUGCACUUGCUCUUUUGAGAAGAUUGUACAGAAUGGCUUCUAUAACGUUUGAUCAAAGUAUUCAAAAGUUUGACACAUUACUGAUGGAUAAGGUUGUAACGUUGGCCUAUAUGGGACACAAGCACCAGCGUGGUCCUGCUUUGAAACUUUUGCAACAAGCUCUUACAACUAAUUCGUCAGCUCAUAUUCGUAAAGAGUAUCCUGAUGUAUGGGCACAAUAUAAGACUAAUUUACAAUCUGCAUAUUACAAACGCAUGUUGCUAUUAGUAAUGGCAUGUGAACUCGAUUGGACUAUACAAUGGAAUACUACUAUUCAGUUCCUUGGCACAGAUCUACAUCGUGGUGCCAGCCUUAUAAAUAAUUUACUGAGUGUUGAGGAAAAGGCCUUUAAGUCUACUGAUCCUGUUAUACGCAGACAAGCUUUCCUUUCAUGGAGAUUGUUGAUUGACAAUUUUGCUUUAGAUCAUCAAGAACUUGCUACUACCAGAAGAAUAAAAUUACUUUGUAUUCCAUUAAAUGCAAAGAAUAGUAAAACAGAGUUGAUUGCAUUGACAAAACUAGAAGUUUGGUGGCAUUUAAUUGUUAAAUUGUAUAGAGAUAUUGGGAAAUUUGCUAAUCCCGUUAUUACACAAUUUUUAAAUUAUUGCUUUGGACCACUUGGGGAUACACCACUGCUUUCUUCCAAAUUUGAUGUUGUUGCUUCUCCAGGCAAAAGAUUUUUUAAAACAAAAGCGAUUGCUGUGGAUGCUUUGGGUCAAUUACUUGUCGCAAAGGAAGAUCUUGCUACAGUUUGCUCUCCGAUGUUAGAAGAAAGACUUCCACAUGCUAUAUCUUAUGAUGUGUUUCGAGAAUGUUCCAAAAGCAUUAUUCAUAGUAUAGCAGAGGUCCUGCUUAUUCUUGCCCAAAUUACAGAUAAAGAAAUGAAAUAUCGUUUUCAGCUUGGUAAAACAUUAUGGACAAGUUUGAUGAUAUAUAUAGGAACUGUUAAACUUACAACAAAGGACCAUUUGUAUAGAGAUGUGAUAAUAGUUGUAACUGAAUUGGGAAACCAUAUAGAUAAACUCAUGGUGAAGGAUAUAAUAUUUGAUGUAAUUUUGCCAAGUCUUAAUUGCAUUAUCGAGAAAACUGAAUUUCAUGAUAAUGCAUUGCCAGAACUGGUAUUAAAAUUUUUAUCGCCGCCAAUACUCGACGAAGUGGUGUCAUGUAUCUUAUUCAAGAAUUAUGACAGUAAUACAAUCAAGUGCCUUCUGGAGCGAUGUGUUAGUUCAGAAUUUUCAUAUUCUUCAGGUGUGCUUGGGUUUUUGGAAACAAUAAUGGAAAAUUUGAAAUCAAUAAAUAUUGUCUCUAACAAAAAGGGUCUUAAAGAAACAAUUUGCUUAGAAUUAUGGUCUAUAAUAGCAGAAAUUUUGACAAAAUACAUAAGAAGCACUGAAAUCAAUGGUGAAGAUACCUUUAAAAUUAUGAAAUCAGUUUUGUCAUUUCCUAUAUGUCUGGAAGAUAUUUCGCAGGUUCAGAUCAAUAAACCUGUAAUGGUAUGGAAAACUAUGUACAAAGAAGUUGAAUUGCAUUCGGAUUUAAUAACUACAAUGAAACCAAAUGAAAUUUUACUCGAUACUGCAAACAUGAUGCGGAAUUGUUUAAGUAAAAACAUGAAAUGUUGUAUUUUUGUUGUAAACUGUUUAGACAUCUUAUUGAGUACAGUUAAUUACGAGUUCUUGUUGACUCAAGAUGAAAUUCCAUCCAUUUUACAAUUAAUAAUAGACAUCAUAACAGUUUCUGUUGAUGUACACCUUCGUAACACCAUAAUCGCUUUGAAAGCAUUAACAGCUUUACUUAGUACCGUAUAUGGACAUAAUGUGCAAAGAAUAGUGUCAUAUCUGUAUAGUUGUAAAUCAGUGAUGGAACUUAUACUUUCAUCGAAAAUAGUGCUCUUAGUUAAUGAAGUUGUAGUCACAUGGGAAAGCGUUGUUAGUAUUUUCAAAGGACUUAAAAAGUUAGAUCAUGAAUUCUUAUUGUCGUACAAAAACGCAAUUGGAAUAGCCUUGAAUCAUACUAAUUUCAAGAUAAAACAUGCAACACUAUCUAUUUUUGAAAUUAGAGACCACUUGGACAGUGCCGCUAAAUGUGUUUUAGAUGAAAUAAAAACACUAAAUGAAAAACGUUAUAGACUGAUACUACCAAAGACUGAUACGAAGCAAAAGACACAGACAGGAAAAACAAAGGAGAUGCACAUAGCUGGGAGUUUUUUGAAUAGAAAGUCAGUUAUUACAAAAUCAGUAUCCAAUAAAUCACCUGAAAAGAGUGAUAAAAAUACGCCUGUAGUACCUGAACCUGACUCGCAAGAUUAUGUGUACAUACAAACAGAUCUAAAGUUUGAUGUUAAUCGCUUGACUGAGCAUCAAAAAGAAAGUUUGAAGAGGAAAAGGGAUGAUAUACCGGCAUUAUAUAACGAUCUUUCUCAAUCAUCUUCGCAAAAUUCUCAAAACUUGCAACAAUGGUUUGAUAUCAAAGCCAAAGAAAUUAAUGAAAUUGAUAAAGUCAAUAAUAAAAAGACCGACUCUACAAUGCAAAAACCCAAUGAUAAUGAUGCUAACAAGGAAAACAAGGUUACAACUAAAGAAGUAGAACUUCCUAAUACAACAGACGAAAGAGUUGAUAAUAUUUGUAGUAACGAGUUGGACGGAAAUAUUAAAAAAAAUACUGUUGAUGAAAAUACUGAGCAAAACGAAAAUGUAACGAAAAAAUUAAAAACCGACGAAUCUAACGAAAAGCAGAAUACAUUAAAACAAACGAAUUUGUCUUCACACAUAGCAUCUACCAAUGAAAAAAAUACUACAUCAAAAGUAGACGAAGAUGGAGAUGCUACAAUGGCAAUAGUAUCUGUUACAAAAAAGUUGAAUUCUGAAUCUCGGAAUGAGUUUCCCGAAGAUGAUAAAAUGCAUGAACAAUCAUCUCUGACGUCAGACAAUACUAAACGACAAAAUCGUAAUAGUACAACAAAAUCGACUUCGUUAAAAAACGAUGAAACUACUGAAACUCAAAAAGAUGCAAGUAUAACAAAUAUACAAAGAACAAGAGUGAAAACUACUCAAGGGAAACUUGAUACAAAUAGAAAACAGAAGUCAGAUGAUAACAUUGAUAUUAAGGAAAAUGUUAAUGAAAAUAAAAAAGGCAUUAAACGUAAAUUUGUGGCGGAUACUGAAUCAGAUACUGGAAAUGUUCAACGUAGGAAACGAAAAUUAAUUAUAUCUAAAAACGAUUAUGAUGGUGAAUCAUCGAGAAGUAAUGACAUUUUUCCAAACAUAAAAAUGGAUAAUGUGAGUCAACGUGUGAAAAACGAAAUAUCUCGUUUAAAGAUCGAUAUGGUAUUUGACUGUCAUGCAAUAAAUCGCCGUCGAGUCAAACAUUCAAAUGAAGGUAAAACAUUAGGAUUAAGGAAAUAUAGCACACCUGAUAAUAAGAACUUCAAGUUGAAAUCCGUGGAUGCAAAAUCUGCGGACGGAUCAAAGAGAUCUCCAAAAACGCCAGAAAAAAAUACAAAAAAUAUAGAUGAUCAAGUUGUCAAGAGACGAGGUAGACGAAGCAAACAAGAGCUUAAUAAAAAUGAUUUGGCCAUUAAUAAAAAUAUUAAUAUAGAAGUUAACAAAGACAUUAAUAAAGACGUUAAUAAAGACAAGGAUGUUAACAAGUCUAAUGAUAUUGUUAAUAAGGUACCUGAAUUGAAAAAUACUGACACAGGUGUGUCUUGUUAUGUUUCGACAUCCAGUCAAAUUAAUAUUAGUGAAACUAAGAAACAUGAUAUUAGUGAAAAUGAAAAACGUAAAAAUAAUUUAAAAUGUAAUUCAGAUGUGAGUCAUGCGAAACUUAUUGAAUCUAGUGAACAGAGUCAAGAUGAAAUCGAAGAUGUUAUCGAGAGUUCGCAAGCUCCUGACAUUAGCGUAAAAUUAGAUAAAAUAUAUGGCGAAAAACAGUGUUUUAUCAGGAUUGAUAAAAUGACAAAUGUUCACGCUGCUAAAAUUUCUGAUACGAUUGUUGAUAAAAAUUAUGUACCUGAAUCAGUUCCCAUGGAUUGCGGUGACAAUGAUAUAUCUGAUGCAGGUGAAAAAUUAGAGGAAGCUAAUCCUGACAGUAAGAGGGAGACGAAAAACAAAGAAAACAUAAAUAGCAUAGAUGAAGACUUGAUUGAAAAAACUGAUAAUUCUAAUACAAAGAGUUUAAUUUUAGAAGAUCAGAAAACAAUCGACAACUCAUCAUCGAUUAAAUCCACGAGUAUAAUUACCUUUUCUUCGCCAAGAAGCAAUAGCAAAAUAUUUUCUAAGCCGAAACCUUUCACAGGACGUGCUGCUCAUAUGCUGGGUUUAGUUACGAAUCAGGUGCGACUCGAGAGUGAUAAUCCUACUGUAUUAGAGGAUGAAUCGUCCAUAAAGAAAUUAAAAAUGAAAGACACAGAGAAUGAAACAUCAACAAAUAAAAAGAUAUCAGUGAUUAAAGAAAUAGAUAAAAUAGGUGGGCCUUCUGGUAGUCGGCAAGAAAAGAUUUUCAGCAAUAUGAGAUCGACUGAUUACUCCGCAUCUUUAUCAACACACACGUUCACUACUUUGAAAAACGAUGGAGAAAAGCUUUCAUUUAAAUUGAACGCACCAGACUGUUUAUCGACGGAAAAUUUAGGUGAUAAAGAAAAUGAAAGGAAUGUAUCUCUAUUGCGUGAAAAGGAGGAUUUACCAAUACUGGAAUGGUCAAGCGCUAAUCCACCUUCUUUAACCGCAUCGCCGAGUGCUAGUAUUCUUAAACGUAAUCGGUCAAGCCUACCAGAUUCUAAAUCUGGUCAAGAAUCAGAUUCAGAUAUUUCAACUUUUAAGUUACAGCGAAAGCGAGUUAGUUUUGCAGAUCCACCGGUGUCAAAAGAAAUGGGCUACGAGAUCACUACUGUGCAAAAGACGAUUAAAUAUUCCAUGACACGUAGUCCCACGUCGAAAAAGGAUUCCCCGAUUAAGUUCAAGCAAACCAAACAUAAACUUGUACCACUUGAUAUAGAGAAAAUAAAUGAAGAUGAUAUGCAGGAUGAAAACAGCACUGAAAGUGUGGAGGUCGAGAAACAGGAUGAAUCACUGACAAAAAUAUCUGAAAUGUAUUCAGAAGCUAUGGGUAUUGAUGAGCAAAUAUCUGAUAAUUCUCUAGGAAGUAGUAAUAUUAUUGAAACGAGUUCCUGUGCGAAAAUCGAUGUUAUCAAAGAAUUAGAACUAGCGCGGAAAAUUGAGAUUACGGACCCAAUUAUCUCAGAAAAUCAACGAUCUUUAUUGUCUGAAAAUUCUGAUAAUACUUCGCCAAUAGAUGGCGGAACGGAAGAUACUGAAACGCAGCAAGAUAUUUUUGACGUGAUAGGUGCAAAGAUUGAUGUCAUGAUAAAUGAUCAGACGAAUAACGAUCAGACGAGUAACGACAUAAAUACGAUCAUCCAGAAUAAAUCGGUAGAUUCUAUCAAACUGAAUGUAACUAAUGACUCUGUGAUAGAGGCUUUACCCAUCAAAGGUGAUAAUCCGAUAAAUAUGGAGGACACUGUAGACGUCCAGAAUAUUACCGAAUUAAAUUCCACUGUAAAUGCAGACGAGAUAUUCUGUGAAAAACCGAUACGUAGUAGUACGCAAGCGAUAGAAAACGUGGCGGAACAAGAUACUUUAUCAGUAACGGACUCCAUAUUUGAAAGUUUAUCCUCAACACAAAACGUUCAAAACCAAGAGUCUCCCAAUAAUGUAGAACUUGAUCCUGAAUUUUUGGAUUCCACACAUUCGAUCUAUCCAACACUAUCAUCAUGCAUGGAACCUAUUGACACUAUCAUAGAACGAUUGACUUAUCCUCUUUGGAAGAAUAAUCUAAUUACAUACUUUUCGAAUAGAAAUAUGCAUACAAUUGGUGAUUUUGCUCGGUUAUCAGAACGCGAAGUUGACAGAAUACCUGUGAAAGGUAAACCAAAAACUGAAUUUGUGAAGAAAGUAUUGGAGAAGUUUGAAAGUAUGUAUAAGCUGCAAAUAGAACCUUCCAAUAAUAAAUCAAAUGAAGUGGAGCAAUUGCCUAAUAAGGCGAUGGACAAAGAGCCAACUGUACUAAUCGCUGCGGUAUCUGAUGGUGAAACAGGAUCUGCGAUAAUUAACAAUGACUCCUUAAUUUGUAGUACGCUACUUCAGCCCACCGAGGAUAUCUUGGAUAAUCUAUCAAGAGAGGAUUCUACAGAAGAUUCGGAUAAAACGGAGUCGAUCACUAGUGAUAUGGAUAUUUCACUGGAAUCUGUGGUUCCAGAUAAUCCUGAUUUGUCAGUCUUAGAUACUUUUAAGAAGGAUGAACAAACAAACGCAAAGAUACCCAUUAAUGCUGAAAUUUCAAAGCUUGAAACGUUUAUAGGUAAUACCGAAUCUGUGCUCAUUCCUUCAUCAUCCACUGAAAGCAUUGGAAUUACGAGUCAAGUAGCAUCAUCUUCAAAUGUUAGCUUGGACACACCAAAAGAUUCUACCGUAUCUUCAAGUGCAGUUAACGAACUUUUAAUCACACAUUCUUCCAUUGGUACCAGUACCGACGAAGUCGGUUCCACUACGUCGACUAUUCAAAAAUCUACGAAAUCUGUUGCAUCUCAAAUGACGCUUGCAGAAUUGCUGGACGAAAUCGACUUAAAUCAGGUGAUGAAAAGUGCAGUUAGAAGAUGCAGUCCCGAAGCAAUUCUUCUGCAAUAUAAGGUGAAGAUGGCACAUUUAAAGGAGGGAGAACUGUUGAAGGAAACGCUCAAAAUACUCGGCUUGCAGAAUAAACAACAAGUCAAUGAAGCAUCGUUAAAAGCAGCCUGUCGUGCGUGUGGCGUUAAUAAAGUCCUUCUUAAAUUGCCUGAUAUUUUUAGUCAUGACGAACAAUUUUUUGAUAAAGUGCUUAAGGUAUAUAACAAGAAGCUUAAUCUAGCCGAGGGUCUGAACAAUUUAGACUUUGAUCAAUUAAAAAGCGCAAUUUAUCAAAAAUGCAAGUCGUUCCAAAUUAUUGAAAUACUGUUGGAGAAGCUGAAGCAGGAGGAACAAGAAGGUAUCAAGCGAUCCAUGCCAGAAUCGAGUUUGAAUGCUAUGUUACAAAGUUUGCCGAUGGACGUGAUCAUUAGUCAUACUGUAGCGAAUGAAGAACUUAUUCCUGCGUCAGUAGUUCUCGACAUUGCUUUACAGAACAACAGCUCAGAAAAUAUAGCGAAAGCGCUAAAACAAUCUCCCGUUAUGACUAAACACGUUCUAGACGAACUGUGGACAUCCCAAUUCACAAUCUCGCAUAUCGAAAAUGAUGACUUACCCAAAGAAAGUCUACUCAAUAUUUUUAAGAGCAUAUGCUCUAAAUUAACUGCGCAAGAAUUGCUAAAUACGUACCAUGAGGCUAUGGCGAAUAAGCUUACCGAACUGAAGAAUACAAAGGAUCUUAGAGAUGAGAAAGAAUAA